AUGUGUUCUCAGAAAACCCUUUUAAGAAUUUUCAAGAAAGGUGCGUCUUUUCCUUCAAAGCAGCACCAAGAGCAACAUGAAGUUGCUCGUAAAAUCACCCACAUCCUCAUCAAUUCAACUAACUCCAACUAUUUCAAACCCAAUAACACCGAACUUCACUCCAUCAUUUCCUGCAUCACCUUCACCCCCCAUGUUACUUACCGUGUUCUUUCAGACCCUAUUCUCCAACCACAUUCCUGUUUAUCCUUUUUCCACUUCCUCAAAACCCAUCAUUCCAACCAUUCACUCAAACCCGACCUCAAGGCCCAUUUGAUUCUCUUUUCUAGACUCUUUAAAGCUCGCAAAUUCGCCACCAUCAAGACUAUUCUGAAUUCCGUUGUUACUGAUUCCCAAUUUUGCUCCCCAGUUUCGGGGAUCGUUGAUUUGCUUGAUGAAUUUGAGUUUCAUUUUGUUGACAAGCUUUGUGAUAUGUUGUUUAGGGUUUAUUCUGAUAAUAGGUUGUUUCCAGAGGCGGUUAGGGUUUUUGAUUAUGUGGAGGAAAAGGGGUUCGUGAUAGAGGAGAGGUCUUGUUUUGUGCUUUUGCUUGCUUUGAAGAGAUGUGGUGAGAUUGAGUUGUGUCUUGGAUUCUUCCGCCGGAUGGUUGAGUCUAAUGGAAUUGAAAUUAGGGUUCAGUCUUUGACACUUGUGAUUGAUGGCUUGUGUAAGAGAGGAGAGGUUGAGAAAGCUAAGGAGUUGAUGGAUGAGAUGGUCACUAAAAGCAUUGUGAAACCGACUGUGUUUACUUACAAUACGUUGUUGAAUGCGUAUGUUGGAAGAAAGGAUCGAAGUGGAGUUUGUGAGAUACUGAGGUUGAUGGAGAAGGAGCCGGUUGUUUUUAGUGUGGCGACUUAUAGUAUUUUGAUUCAGUGGUAUUCUAGUUCUGGUGAUAUUGGGGAAGCGGAGAAGAUAUUCGAGGAAAUGCGUGAAAGAAAAAUAGAAAUUGAUGUUUAUGUUUAUUCGUCCAUGAUAAGUUGGAAUUGUAGGUUGGGAAAUAUGAAAAGGGCAUUUGCGUUGUUUGAUGAGAUGACUCAGAGAAAUGUUGCUCCUAAUGCACAUACUUACGGCGCGUUGAUUGGUGGUGUGUGUAAGGCUGGUCAAAUGGAAGCUGCGGAAAUCUUGUUGGAAGAGAUGCAAAGUAAGGGAAUUGACCUAAAUAUGAUAAUAUUUAACACGAUGAUAGAUGGCUACUGCAAAAGAGGAAUGAUGGAUGAAGCUUUGAGGCUGCAAACGAUCAUGGAAAGGAAAGGAUUCAACGCAGAUGUGUUUACAUUCAACAUUCUUGCAAAUGGGCUAUGUAAAUUGCAUAGGUAUGACGAAGCCAAGUGUACUUUAAAUUCAAUGGUAGAGAAAGGAGUGGAACCAAAUGUUGUGACUUUCACUAUGUUUAUCGAGAUAUAUUGCAAGGAAGGAAACCUUGCUGAAGCUGAGAGGUUCUUUAGGGAUAUGGAGAAAAAGGGAGAAGUGCCUAAUAUUGUUACAUAUAACACUCUCAUUGAUGUGUAUUGCAAGAAAGAAAAAGUGAAGCUAGCACAGAAGACAAAAUCUGAAAUGAUAAACAAGGGGUUAUUGCCAGAUGUGUAUACAUACACAUCGCUAAUACACGGGGAAUGUAUUGUUGGCAGGGUAGACGAGGCGCUUAAAAUUUUCGAUGAGAUGAGGUCAAAGGGGAUAACUGGAAAUGUCGCAACGUAUACAUCACUUAUUUCAGGUUUAUCCAAGGAGGGGAGAGCAGAUGAAGCAUUUAAGUUGUAUGAUGAGAUGAUAAAAAUGGGCCUAAUACCUGAUGAUAGAGUUUUUUCCGCACUUGUUGGUAGUCUUCACAAACCUCUCACUCAUGCUGGUCUAAAACAAAAUGAGUAUGAGGAUCUGAAGUAG
Messenger RNA from Vicia faba (fava bean), 1914 nucleotides. The record is from the annotation of a GenBank genome assembly. Lineage: Eukaryota; Viridiplantae; Streptophyta; Magnoliopsida; Fabales; Fabaceae.